This is a messenger RNA of Seminavis robusta, 780 nucleotides long. NCBI's taxonomy places the organism in Eukaryota, Bacillariophyta, Bacillariophyceae, Naviculales, Naviculaceae. The record is from the annotation of a GenBank genome assembly.
AUGACCAGUUCCUGUCCGACGGAUGAGUUUGGUCCGGAACGACAGACGGUGUUGGAUGUGGCGGCAGCAUCGGGUCAACUGAGUGUCUUGUUGGCACAAGAGUUUGACCAUGUUGUGAUCGCCAUGGACAAGUCGGAACGACAAUUGGCACAUGCCAAAAAGAAUAUUCGCUAUCAGGUGGGAAAUGCUACCCAAUUGCCAAAUUCCGAACAGGGUGAAUUCUAUGAUGCCAUUACCGUGGCCCAAGCCUAUCAUUGGUUCCUGAAGGAUACUACGGACCAAUUGUUUCUCCAAGAAGCACGUCGUGUCUUGCAUCCUUCGCAUGGCAUUGUGGGGAUCUUUGGAUAUGGAAUAUGUGCCAUUACCAACAACGAUGCACUCCAUACCGUAUUCCAACACGAGUUUUAUCACCAACGCCUCAAGAGUCACUGUGCGCCAAAAGACUCCUUUUGGAAUGUCGAUCGACGAUUGGUCGAUCAUGCCUUUGCCGAAUUGCCCACAUACAACAGUAUGGAAAUUAUUGUCCAACGACACUACCACAAACAAACCGAAUCUUGGACGCGACACCAAUUCCUCGAUUAUGUGCGAACGUUUAGUGGACUCGUCAAUUUACGACAACACUGUGCCCAACAACAACAACAAGAUCCCAUGGAAUGGUUGCACCAGCAAUUUACAUCUGAUACAACAGAAGAAGAAGAAGAGUCAUUGUUGUUGGAGGUGGAAUUCCCAUUCUUUCUCAUUGUACUCAAACCAGUCCACAAGAAACCAGAAACAAAAUGA